Brassica napus (rape) is the source of this 1377-nucleotide messenger RNA. RefSeq lists its product as uncharacterized. The transcript is spliced from 4 exons. The record is from RefSeq and is a predicted model, not a curated record. Bases 993 to 1163 code for a protein of 56 amino acids. Lineage: Eukaryota; Viridiplantae; Streptophyta; Magnoliopsida; Brassicales; Brassicaceae.
UAAUUUUAUAACAAUUUGUGAGUCAUAUAGUUUAUUUAUAAACUCAAGGAUUUUGGGGAUCAAAGUCAAUAUUGUAUUGGUAUAUAUCUAAAACCGACCUUGUUCAUAAGGAUCAGACUUGAUCGAACACAAACCCUCUAAACACCUUCAUUAUUUGGCAUCAAGCUCUGGAUUAGAAAUAACAGCUUCCACCUACAUUUAGCUUUUCUCUUUUCUUUCAUCGUUUUUUUCAUGGAUAUUCAUGGAAAACAACCGACCUUUGGCCUGGAGAAAGAGGAAAAAAUCAUUUAAAGAGUAGCAAAAGGGUCUGAUGAUCUCUUCUUCUCUGUGCUAUUCAUCCUAUUUUUUUACUUAUAUGGAUUGUUAUUUUGCCUGAAUGAAUGAUUGUUAUAUAGAACAUUAUGGUUUCAUUGAACCAAGAAUCGAUCACUCAUCAAUACAAAAAGCCGAACAAGAUUCUUCCUGAUAAUCAAUGGAAUCCUAAGAUAAUACCAUCUAUCCCAUUGAGCAUGUCAACGUUUAUUCCUGUCUAUGUAGACCAUAUUCCGCCACAUCUGAGAGUACACAUAACACAUAUUGUAGCCCAAAACUCAUUGCUAUUUACAGUACCUUUUAAGCUUACCAAGAACAAUGUUUCUCAGCUUUAUCUGGUUGACUGGAUCAAGGAGAUGAUGGUGAAAUCACAUGAUAGUAUAUGUUAUUGAUCCUAUCUUCCCGGAGUUUCCAACGUUGAAGGAACUAAAACGGAUUUGUUUUUCCUUCAAAGAUUGCUUCAAAAUCAAAAGUCAAAAAAGAGAAAAACCUCAAAUCAAACCAACAUUUUAAGAAAAAAGGGUUUAGUUUCAAUUACCGGUAUAAGAGAAACCAUACCAUUAAACCGGUAAUAUAUAAUUGGCCCAAAGUGGUUCUACGACACUUCACCAAUCACCAUCAAGCUCCUUCUCUGUCUCUCUCUGAUUAUACAAACAUCUUGGGAGGGAUCUGAUUUAGAUAUGAAUUGGGUUCAACGCAAAAUCUACCUUUACAACGUCACAUUUGGGCUUUACAUGCUUGAUUGGUGGGAACGAUACCUUUUCAAUUCUUUGGUUGUAAUCCUGAUGUGGUUUAUUCUGUACAAUGGAUCUCGCUACUUCUCAGAGCUUUGCAAGAGACAUCUUUCUUGAAACCAGGUCAUAGUUAUCAAUGCCAUGGAAGCAUGAAAACGACAUGGUCGUCUGAGACCUGUGCCAACAAAAACUCAUUUGUUCUGCUUUUUCUUAACCUGCUUCUUUGGUAUCAUGUCUGAUCAUGCAACUGCCAUAUAUGUCUUUCUUUUAUCACUUGUUUUGAAUUUUCUUUUGUUCAAUUCCACUUCCGGUUCAUAUUCCAAUUACAUUC